This is a messenger RNA of Aspergillus saccharolyticus JOP 1030-1, 1518 nucleotides long. RefSeq lists its product as uncharacterized. Bases 1 to 1518 code for a protein of 505 amino acids. The transcript has a single exon. Lineage: Eukaryota; Fungi; Ascomycota; Eurotiomycetes; Eurotiales; Aspergillaceae. The record is from RefSeq and is a predicted model, not a curated record.
AUGUCUUCUCGCCUCGUCCGUCGAGCCAUGAGCGUUGAGGUCCAGCCUACCGAGCUGCCAGAAGGUCGCAGUUUUGUGAUCGAGACCAACAAAAGACGCGGACUCGAGCAGCCGGGUGCCUGGUCCAAAAGAUCAAAGCCUAGCUCCGAGGGCAGCCCUGACAAUGCCACCGCUCGCUAUGGCGUAGCCUUCUCGGAGGUGGCGAUCCCUCCUUUGCCUCCAAGUUGUCAUCGUGUUCCUUGGUUGGAUGAUGAGGUAGCUAUUCCCAGCCCCGACCAGCGCAUUGCUUGGACUCCGUUGCCUGACUUGCCUGCCGCCAGGGACGCCGGUCUUCGGGCUGGCACACGCAGCGCCAGCGAGCCAGCCAGCCCGCUCGCGCCCAUCGUUCCGGACGCGCGUUUGCAGCUGGUGGUCGACAGCAUCCAGCAGAUGGUACCACAGCCUCCGAAGCUCCACGCCGAUGUUGCAACACCCCCGGAGACCAGCUCCACAAGCCCGGGCUUUCCCCGCGGUACCCCCGAGGGUCUCGCGGUCUACGGAGAUAUAAGCACCCAAAUCCCCGAGGAAAUCUUCCCGCUCGCCGCGCAACUCCAGCAACUCCACGUCUCGCGCGACUGCCCGGCAACGGACGGGGUGCAGUGUGAAUGCGAGAUGGUGCGCGCGCAGCUCUGGACGGCGAGCACCGUCCAGCUGAGCGACCCCGCCGACGCGGUAGUCGACAAGCUGAACGCCUUCCACCGGAUGCUCAUGGGUUUUGUUGGGGAUUACAUCGCGACCACCUGGCCGGCGUUCGACCGCCGCUUCGGGGAGGGGGACGCGAAGCAGGACGGACCCCCCACCCAGCCCUCGCGCGAGGAGUGGGUGCGCGUCACCCGGAUUUUCUAUCUGCACGAGAUCUGCCAGCGGGAGAUGGUCCAUCGUCGCCGGUUGAUUGCCCGCGGGGCCCGCUUGCGGGGGUUUGUGCGGUGGUCGGUCAACGAGACGCUCGACGCCGUCUGGCGCGGCUGGCUGUUGCGGCUGACCGUCUGGGAGGCGGAGCAGUUGGUCUGUGUGGCCAGUUAUCUGCGCGGAGUGUUUGCGGGUUUUCAGCAUGAGCUCGACCGCGAGCAUCUGCAUCGGGUGGAGGAUGGGCGAAGAAGGCUCUGUGUGGGCGCGGAUGAUCAGGGGAUGGCCCUCCUGCAUCGCGCUCGUGGCAGUGCGGACGAAGAGGAGCUCGGUCGGGUGCUCGAGGUCGCAGAUCGUGCGUAUAUCUGGCAGAUCACCAACCAGCACCUCCUCAACUUCCUGCGGACGGUCGGUGGUCAUAGGAGCUCGAUGCUGUACAAGGACAACUACUUCCGGGAUCCCGCCUCUGGGGCAAACAGUGCGUGGCGCUGGGCCUUGGGGAGAGGGGAGACCAGGGUGUUCGCGGGCCGUGAGCGCACGGCAGAUGCGCGCGCCUGGGGAUAUGUCUUCAUGGAUCGAGAGCGAUUGAUCAAGUAUAGGGUCUUGGAGAGUCCGUUUGUGAGGGCAGCGUGA